Diuraphis noxia (Russian wheat aphid) is the source of this 595-nucleotide messenger RNA. Its product is annotated as DNL-type zinc finger protein-like. Gene Ontology annotation, biological process: protein folding; protein import into mitochondrial matrix; protein stabilization. The record is from RefSeq and is a predicted model, not a curated record. Gene Ontology annotation, cellular component: mitochondrion. Gene Ontology annotation, molecular function: zinc ion binding; protein-folding chaperone binding. NCBI's taxonomy places the organism in Eukaryota, Metazoa, Arthropoda, Insecta, Hemiptera, Aphididae.
UCUUUGAAUCCGGAUCGUUUUACAUUUACGGUUUAAUAUUUAAAAAUUACUUCAAAAACUUCAAAAAUCAUGAUUCGUUCUAACUUUCGUCGAUUAACUUCUUUGGUUACGAAUUAUUGUGCUUUGAAUCAAAUAAAAAACUCGGCACUACGUUCUCCGUUGAAAAUUGCUAUCCGUACGACACCAACAACCGACCAAAUUCGUUUUUAUGCGUCAUUGCCAUCUGUACAAAACCACAACCACGAGAAACAAUCCGAUAAUGAACUUGCAGGCAAAAUGCAAAUAAGUUUUACUUGCACUGUGUGCAACACGAGGAACACCCGAAGGUUUUCAAAACUUUCAUAUGAAAAAGGAAUUGUUAUCGUGGAAUGCGAUGGGUGCAGAAACAACCAUUUGAUAGCUGAUAACUUGGGAUGGUUUCCAGAUACAGGAUAUAAAAACAUUGAAGAAAUACUAUCUUCUAAAGGCGAAAAGGUCAAACGAAUAAAUGGAUGUUGGGAAUUAAGGUCAAAAUGAUGAGAAAAUAUAUUAAAAUAAAACUAACUUGUAAAUAAUUAACAUAUUAUUAAAUCUUAUACUCAAAUGUAAACAUUUG